AUGGAAAUUAAGUUCACUCUUUUGUCACUAGUUUUUAAUUUAAUUGACUAUAGUCACAGCUGGGUGUUCAACAAUAUUGAUAAUAAGUCAUCAGACAUGAUAAAGAUAUACCUCAGAGAUGUAGACGUGGAACACAGGUUGUCUGAAGAAGAUUUAGCCAGACUUAGAUUCGAUCUCACAUUUCCAGGUACGAAAUGGUGUGGACCAGGAAACGUUGCAGAUGACUAUGAAGACUUAGGAUCAGAUAAAGAGGCAGAUAUCUGCUGUAGAGAGCACGAUAACUGCUCGGACGCCAUACCUGCGGGGGAGUCAAAGCAUAAUUUAACCAACGAAGCUUUUUAUACGCGAUUGAGCUGUGCUUGCGAUGAGAAUUUCCGUUUAUGUCUUCGAAAUGGAAAUACGAAAACUUCCACUACAGUAGGGCUGAUGUACUUCAAUGUAAUUGGGACUCAGUGCUAUAGAAAAGAUUAUCUUACAACUGGAUGCAUUAAAAAAGGAGGGUGGCUGAACACAAAGUGUGUUGAAUAUUCAUACGAUACGAGCAGCAACAUGACUUACCAGUGGUUUGACGUGCCCAACUACUGA
This is a messenger RNA of Melitaea cinxia (Glanville fritillary), 585 nucleotides long. Its product is annotated as phospholipase A2-like. Gene Ontology annotation, biological process: phospholipid metabolic process; arachidonate secretion. The coding region runs from base 1 to 585 and encodes 194 amino acids. The record is from RefSeq and is a predicted model, not a curated record. The transcript is spliced from 4 exons. NCBI's taxonomy places the organism in Eukaryota, Metazoa, Arthropoda, Insecta, Lepidoptera, Nymphalidae.